AUGUCUUUAAAACUUCCAAAAUUUUUAAAUAAAUCGUAUUUGGAACGAAUUUUGCAGCAACAUGAAAGCGAUUUAUCAAUUUCUGUUGAGAAUUUCGAAUGCAAACCCGCCGUUGCAGCUGGAAAUAAUUAUGCAAGUCAACUUUUUCGAACAUCGAUAAAGUACAAGAAAAAUUCAAAAAUUUGUGAAAAGUCGUGGAUCAUCAAAACCGUUCAUGCUGAUGAGGAAAUAAAUAAAAUUAUUGCUAAAAGUGGUCUAUUUCAAAAAGAACUCAUCAUGUACGAUCGUAUUUUACCGAAAUUCCAAAAAUUACUCGAAAUUAUCGGAGAUACUGACAAAAUUUAUUCGCCAGCGGUUUUUGUGGAUUUCGAAAAUUCGACGAUAAUUUUUAAUGAUCUCAAACAAGAAGGGUAUGAACUUGCAGAUCGCUUGAAUGGCCUGGAUGAGGAUCACAUCCAACUAUUGAUGCGAAAAAUUGCUAAAUUUCAUGCUUUUUCAAUGAUUUUAAUGGAAAACGAAGAGGAAGAUUUUCCAGAAUUCCAAGAUAAGCCAAUAAAUGGAACUUCAGCCUUUCAAAAUUUCGUGAAUUCUAUGUUUGAUACCUGUUUGGAUCAACUUAAGACAUGGCAAGGAUAUGAAAAGUACGUUACAAAAAUGGAAAAGUUACGGGAAACGUUUUUGUUUAAAUCACGAGAAAUGUUUCAAAAGUCAGAAACUUUGCCAAAUGUUUUGAAUCAUGGCGAUUUGUGGGUAAACAACAUGAUGUUCAAAUACAAUAAAGAGACUGGAAAGCCUGAGGAUCUCCUCUUGAUUGACUUCCAACUUUGUUUCGUGAGACCUCCUGUGAUUGAUUUGAUGUACUUUAAUAUAUCGUCAUCUAAUUUGGAUAUAAAAUUGAACCAAAAUUGGGAUAUAUUGGCGAUGUAUCAAGAAAAUUUGGCUCUAAACUUGAAGAAAUUAGGAUUUAAAGGAAAAAUUCCUACUUUGUUUGAGAUUCAGUGUCAAAGAAUCGAGCGACAAUUUUAUGAAUUAAUGGCUGUCAUCGUAGCUUCUCCUGUAAUGCUGAAUGAACAAGAAGAUAAUGCUGAUUUUGAAUCGUUCGUUAGUGAUUCGCCUGCAGCGAGGCAGUUUAGGGAGCAAAUGUUGAAAAAUGCAAAAUUCAUUAAAACUUUGAAGCAUUUUUUGCCAAUUUGGGAUAAUAUGGGACUUUUGGAUCAGUUACACUGA
Culicoides brevitarsis is the source of this 1227-nucleotide messenger RNA. RefSeq lists its product as uncharacterized. The record is from RefSeq and is a predicted model, not a curated record. The transcript has 3 exons. The coding region runs from base 1 to 1227 and encodes 408 amino acids. Lineage: Eukaryota; Metazoa; Arthropoda; Insecta; Diptera; Ceratopogonidae.